Molecule: messenger RNA, 927 nt
Organism: Toxotes jaculatrix (banded archerfish)
Lineage: Eukaryota; Metazoa; Chordata; Actinopteri; Toxotidae
Product: olfactory receptor 142-like
Exons: 1
Coding region: 1-927 (308 amino acids)
Biological process (GO): G protein-coupled receptor signaling pathway
Cellular component (GO): membrane
Molecular function (GO): G protein-coupled receptor activity; olfactory receptor activity
Source: RefSeq, a predicted model, not a curated record
AUGCUGAACUCUACUCGUGUUUCAUAUUUCACUCUUGCUGCCUACUUUGACACCGGGCUUCUUAAAUAUUUAUAUUUCGUGAUUGUCAUGUCAUUAUAUAUUGCAACUGUCGGUUCCAAUGUGCUGCUGAUUGUGGUCAUCUGUGUGAACAGAAGCUUACAUGAGCCUAUGUACCUGUUUCUGUGCAGCCUGUUUGUAAAUGAACUGUAUGGUAGCACAGGGCUGUUUCCAUUCCUCCUGGUUCAGAUUCUCUCUGACGUUCACACUGUUUCUGCUUCUCUGUGUUUCCUGCAGGUGUAUUGUUUGUACACAUACGCAAAUGUGGAGUUUUGCAAUUUAGCCGUCAUGUCUUACGACAGAUACCUCUCUAUCUGUUAUCCUCUACAAUAUAACUCACGUAUGACAUUUCACAAGGUCACCAUGCUUAUGGCUCUAAUAUGGGUUUUCCCAUUUAUUGAAGUUGCUGUCAUGAUAUUUCUGACUGUCCCUUUACAGCUGUGUGGGAACAUCAUCAGCAAAGUUUACUGUGACAACUACUCCAUUGUCAAACUGUCCUGUUCUGACACCACAGUCAACAAUGUCUAUGGACUUGUAUACACAUGUGCCAUAGUAGCUGCUGUUGUAGUUUUAAUCCUUUACACUUACAUGAGGAUCCUUAAAGUGUGUUUCUCAGGCUCCAAACAGACCAGACAGAAAGCUGUCAGUACCUGCACACCUCACCUCGCUUCUCUGCUCAACUUCUGUCUGGGUGGUUUCUUUGAAAUAUUACAGAGCAGGUUUGAUAUGAGCAGCGUGCCUAUUAUGUUGCGCAUUUUUUUGUCAUUAUAUUUUCUAACGUGCCAGCCGCUCUUCAACCCUGUGAUCUACGGACUGAGACUGUAUAAAAUACGUAGCUUAUGUAAAAGUCUGGUCUUUGGUAAAAUGUAA